Molecule: messenger RNA, 1698 nt
Organism: Botrytis byssoidea
Lineage: Eukaryota; Fungi; Ascomycota; Leotiomycetes; Helotiales; Sclerotiniaceae
Exons: 2
Coding region: 1-1698 (565 amino acids)
Biological process (GO): SNARE complex assembly
Cellular component (GO): lytic vacuole; endosome
Molecular function (GO): SNARE binding
Source: RefSeq, a predicted model, not a curated record
AUGCAGUGUGAUAUAUGUUUUCGAACAGGCGGACAUAAACUGCCAUUUCUUUGCCCCACGGAUGCGCGCAACCAACUAUACGAGCUUCGAGUACAAACCGCUGGCGUUCACCUGGAAAAGGAUGCGCUUGAUCGAGAAAUCAGCAGGCGCUACCCGAUACCCCUUUCAAAGGCGGGGAAACAUGGCAAUGAACAAUCUGCGGCUGUCACCCAGUCGAACUAUGAUGCGUUGAUUACUGAGCGGCAACGAAGUAUAGACCGCACGAAUCAAAUUAUUGCUCAUGCAGAUGAGUUGAAAGCGAAUCUGGAGCGAGCAAAGGAGGAGCGCAAUAAGAAGAGGAUUGCCAAUGAUCGCAGGAAGGCGGAAUUGACCUCGGCUUCAAAGGGAAUUGAGGCCCGUAGGGCUAAGCAGAUAGAGGCAGUUGAGGGUUCCACUCAGCGGACUAAAUACAGAUGGAACCAGACAUAUGACUUUAUCGGGGAGUCCAGGGCUUAUCUUUGCUAUGAAUCUGCCAAUCUGUAUGGGCUUCAAAGAUUUAAGGGAAGCAAUGGAGGAGAUGAAUAUAGAAUAGCUGGCGUUAACAUAGUAGACCUGAGGUUGAUGAACACGGCAAGCCCAGCCCAAGUAUCUACCUCCUUUUCUCACAUCGCGCAUGUCCUCAUGCUAGCUACUUAUUAUCUCGCUAUUCGAUUACCUGCAGAAAUAACCCUUCCUCAUCGCGAUUAUCCUCGUCCUACGAUAUUCUCUUUAUCUUCCUCAUAUAUGCAUACCAAUGUACCAUUUCCUGGCGGAACCAGCUCAUCGAGUAAUAGUCCCUCCACCUCUCGCUAUACCGAAAAUACUUACCAGCCUCGACCAAGACCCUUAUGGAUCAAUAAGCCUCUCCCAAUAUUAGUGAAUGAGGAUUCAGUAGCCCAUAGCUCCUUCCUCGAAGGGGCAAUUCUUCUCGCUUACAAUGUUGCCUGGCUGUGUAAAAGCCAAGGGGUUCCUGUAGGAGACAGUGAUACCACAAGCUUUGAAGACGUCUGUAACAUAGGGAAGAACCUAUGGAAACUGCUCAUAGGCGAUAAACCUCGUCUCCCGCCAAAAUCACGCUCCGAAUCUCCCAGCCCUACUCCACCCAAAACCCUCGAUUCCAAGGGCUACGUGGAAAGUGAAGACAAGACCAUUCAGAAACCUGGGCGCUCAUCUAUCGGAUGGGCCAGUCAUGGGUCUGCAUUCUCAUUCCUCGGGAGCGCAGAAGGUGCAGAGUUCAUACGAGGUUUCAAGCUUCCACGUCCAAACCAGAUGGCCGACAUACUAAAGAAUAAGCUCAUGAGCGAAGUAGCAAAUGCAGAAUGGGAACUUUUGAGCCAAGAUGCGUGGGCAAUAGAGGACGAGAUGCGUAGCGAUGGAGUUGUGGUGGGUGCUAGAAAUGAAGGGCACGCGACUUUUGAUACCAGCAAGGAGAGGGAUUAUACGGCUGGAAUGCAAAGUUUCAUGAGUAUGAGAACAGUGAUGGAUGCAGUUGAAAUGGUUGGCGAGGGGACUGGUAUUAAUGCGGUUAUUGCUGAGAGGCUUCCAUUUGGUCUUGCGAAUGUUACUGAUAAGGACAGGAGGGAAAGAGAAAGGUAUGUCAGAGCCAAAGCGGCUAAAGAUAAAGACCAAGACAAGAAACCUGGAACGAGCGGGUGGACGAAAUUGAAACCUAGAGGGUAA